AUGGGCAAUGCCUUUGGUAUCGAACGAAUACUGCAUAACAAGACGACCAAGCGUUCGAGUGACAACAGCCAGAGUGAUCCGCCUUCUUCAAGUCCGCUUCCUGAUACUGUUAUCACAUCGGCAGCUGGUGCUGAUGAUACCUCGUCUGUGGACAACAAUACUGGUUUGUCUUCAACUCCUUCUCAACAACCACUUUCGACGCUGCUAGUGCCAAACCUCCAGGUCACAUCUCUGGGCAGUGAAAAUAACGACCCUUCGAGGCUUCGGAGCGCGAGUAUGGGAUCAAAGGCCAUGCAUUGGGACGUAGCACCUCCCCAUGUAUCCGAUCAGAGCAAAAUGCGUAUCAGCCAGUCUACGGGCGCAUUGGACCAAGUACUUGAUGACCGAGAACAACAACAACAGCAUCAGCGUCAGCAACGGGAGAAACGACGACGACAACGGCAACGGUGGCGGCGGCGCAAGCGUACUAUUGGAUCGGUCUUCAAUGAUAUGUGUGUAAAGUUCAAUGCUUGCGGAAAUGGUUCCCUUAGCAGUGACGAAGAACAAGACAACCAUCCAUAUCUCAACAAUACCCACAAUAUAUCAGAGCCAUCAGAAAGCCGGUCAAGAAGUUCUGGCGAGAUUGCGGAUGUAUCAAAAUACCAGAAGUGGCGCAGAAGUAUGGCUUCUGGAGCCAAAUCCUGGCUAUCGAGCAGUUCAUCUGGGGCUAGUGAAGAAGCACCUUACUUAGCGUCACCCAAAUCGGAUACUGACAUCCACACCGAUCUCGAUGCACUUUGUCAGGCAAUAAAAUCACUCGAAAAUGUCCCAGGAAAAAGCCCUCCAAUGGUGCAUCGAACCGCAUCAAACCCAGCUGUACCCACUGUGAACAAUGACUUUGUGUCUGAGUACUACGAUGGAAGAUUGGGGCCGAAAAUGGUAUUCGAUGAUGCAAGUGAGCUGGAUUUUCAACAACGCAAGCAUUUUCUGUUGAAGCGUGUAUGGGGAGGCAUAUAUCAGGCGAAAAUCCGUAAUCCAAAACUGAUCGUUCACUGGAUGUGCAGUUCUGGCCAUUGGGAGCCUGAAAUGGCACGUGAAUUUCCUAAUGCUAAGAUUAUCGGUUUAGAUUACAAGCCUGUUCCCAGCGGCAGCUAUACGCCUAAAAACGUCGAAUUUCGACAAAUGCGUGCACAGUCGCAUAGUAACGGAAUUCACGGACUUGAGAAAUUCGCGGAAAACAGUGUUGAUUUGCUUGUGCUACGUGACCUUUGGAUCCUCGGCUCAAAAAACCAGCAAGGGGGGAAUGUUCUAGAACGGGCAUUCAAGAUACUCAAACCUGGUGGUUGGCUGGAAAUUUACGAUCAAGAUCGACCGGUUGUGUCUGGUGGACCUAACUUUGAUCAGUUGGAAAGAUGGAUAGAAGUAUGCAAGAAGAUAUUUAAUGUCAGCUUAGAGAAACUGGAGCAUAUGGUCGAAGAACUUGAAGCAAUAGGUUUUACAAACGUCAACUCGCAGUCGGUAGAACUACCAGUAGGUGAAUGGGCAUCCACACCAAUGUUGAAAGAGACUGGUUACUUUAUUAAAGAUCUGAGACGACGACGCUUCCUGAUCCGAGCUCCAGGAAUUCGAUACUCCUGUAACGUCAGUGACAGCAAGUUGAGGCGCACGUUAAGAAGAGCAUUGGAUGAUUGUGAAGAUUAUAGAGCGCAUACUUCAUGGUAUUGCUUUAACGCUCAAAAGCCAUUAUCGUAA
Zychaea mexicana is the source of this 1731-nucleotide messenger RNA. RefSeq lists its product as uncharacterized. The coding region runs from base 1 to 1731 and encodes 576 amino acids. The transcript has 5 exons. The record is from RefSeq and is a predicted model, not a curated record. NCBI's taxonomy places the organism in Eukaryota, Fungi, Mucoromycota, Mucoromycetes, Mucorales, Lichtheimiaceae.